Molecule: messenger RNA, 144 nt
Organism: Racocetra persica
Lineage: Eukaryota; Fungi; Glomeromycota; Glomeromycetes; Diversisporales; Gigasporaceae
Source: the annotation of a GenBank genome assembly
ACUGCCCAAGAAAAGCUUUUUGUAAUUGUCUAUCUAGAAAGAGCUCUAGGUGCUACUGUAUAUAGAACAGCUGAUCUGUUUAAAAUUGAACUAAAGCAAAUUAGAGAUUGGCAAAACAAACGAGGACAACUAAUAAUAGCUUAA